CUUGGCACCCUGUACAGACUUCUCAUAUUCAUCUAUGACCACUAUUAAUCUUGAGAAUACCAAUGAAGGAGGCAUAAUGUCCUUGACAGAUAUACCAUACAUCUUUAGUACUUCUAUAAUAUACAUAUAAUACACGUAGGUAUCUAAUUAACAAAUAGAAAAAAAAAACUCGUUUUGUAUAUUUAAUUGGUACAUAAAACCCAUCCUUUGUCACACCUAUGUUCAGUUCUGCGGUGGCAGUGCACAAUAUCACCUUGUAAUAUAAAUACAGUGGGGUCGCUCGGGAGAAAACUUUUUCAUCCUUUCAAUAUUUAAGACGCAUCCCCAAUCGUGUCGAGCAUAUGAAUCAUCUGCUGCGACUGAUUAAAUCUGAUAUUGACCGCAAUUUGAUCUUGUCAUCAGCUAGUUGGUCUUUAUUGAGGAUAAGUCAAAACUUGGAGCAGUCCCUGCUCAAUGAAAUGCACCUUCGACAUUUUGUAAAUGCGAACCGAUUUUUUUUUUAAUUCUUUUCCCUGCGGGUGGGUAAGUACAUUUGUGGCGUCAAUGUGUCGCUUACUUUUUAUCAACUUUCGGCCUAAGCAAAGCGAGUAUUCGAGGAAGUCUGGCCUAGUGCGGUGUAGAGACUUUUUCAGGACAUCAUCCCUAGGUUCUUGGCACGCCAUGCAUCACCUAAUAGAUAAUCGUUACAGUUUUUUACCAAUAAAUCGUGACGAUGACUGAAAACGAGAAGUACGCGGAUUACAUAAAGGUACCCAACUCCACCUGGACGCGACCGAAGUGUCCAAAAAAGGUUUGGCGUAUCGUCCAGGGCCGUAAGAAGAUGAACGACGGUGAAAUACCCAGAUUCAUUAUACAGGAAAUUCCCGAAGAACUGGAGGAGUUCAUUAUAGACUCGAUGCUACCCCAGUAUCUCGCUGCAGAACCAAUUUGCAGCAGUCUAGAUAUGCAUAAUGAUCAGCAGGCACUACGAGAAUUUCGGACGUUAUGGAAGAAUAUUUUCCGUCAGGGAAUUAGCAUUGCUGUUCUGAAAGUGAAUUCCGAUUCUACCGCGGAACCCGUCAUAGCUGGUUUCAAUAUACUGCACGUAUUGACUGCGGAAGACAUCAAUUGUCGAAUCGCUCGUCGUGAAGACACGUCUCUUGGUGUGCGAAACAGCAGUCUGAAAAAACUGGUUUCAGUCCUAGGACAUAUGAGACACAACGCUGACAUACUGGGUGAAUUCGGAGUCGACAAAUACUUGGCCGCCGUAGGACUCUUCGUUCACCCUACUUUCCGAGGUCAAGGACUCGGAGAGGAGCUUCUUCGAGCACGCGGUGACGUAGGUUGCGCCUACCGGAUUCCAGCGACUGCAACAAUUUUUAGUGCACCGUCGUCUAUAAUUUCGGCAACUCGCGCUGGCUUCGAAAUUCUGGUUGAGAAACAAAUCAGGGAUAUCGUUGAUGCGGAGGGAAAUGUCGCCUUCCCUCUGACAGAGAUUCAAGAAAUGAAGCUCAUGGGAAAGAGGUUCUACUGAAACGUCCAAAAUCCCUCGAAAUUCCAUUUUUACAUUCAUUGUCAGUGGUAUUUUGAAAAUGUUACAACGGUGAAUUACUCAAUGAUUUGUUCUAUAUUGUUGUUCAUAUCUCUGGACUGUAAUUUAUCAAAUGAAUCCGAUUGGAUUCAUUGCGCGCAACCACCCUUGUCCUAUUGUUAUAUCGUUUCCAAAAAUGCAUAUUUUUCUGUCAUUUUCGAUUACGGUUUAUUCGAAGGACAACACUCGUGUGUGUCCAAAAAUUGAACCUUACGCGAUACAUGAUACUUCUAACUUGGUUACUCAUACUUUUUUUUUGUAAUAACCCACUCCAUUAAAUUUGGGAUAAACACGUACAAGAGUCGAAAUAGAAAACUUGAUGUUUACAGAAAAAUAUAUAUGUAUAUAUAUUUAUUAAAUAUCAUAUCUACUAUUUUCAUUAGAAUUUUCAUUACAACAUAUUCAUCGUAUAAUACAUUAGUAAUAAUAUAUCAUUUUUAUGAAUGAAAAUAGAUUUCUUCUAGAUGCUUCAGGUUACAGAAAACUUUGAAUUUCACAAUGUUAGACAUGUUUUCCCGUAAAGUCAUAUUCAAAUCUUUUUCACCCAUAUUACAUCUGGUUCUCUGAAAAUAGAUAUUACAAUUUGAAUUACUUUUCACAAAGAUUUUCUUCUGUAUUUCUAAUUACUCAUCUCUUUCGUGAAAGUUUUAAAUAAUUUCUUUUAUCUUUACUUAUAUCAUAGAUAAAUUUUGCGGUUAAGAGAAAUAAUAUAUAUAUUUGUAUAUAUAUUUGUAUAAAUUAAAUUCAGGUAAUAUUUUUUACGUCAAUCGUAAAUAUUUUGUGCUGUAUAUUAUAUAAAUUCUCUGCCGCAUCCAUGCAUCACGUUAAAUAUCGUUAUCGUGCAUUCAAAAUAUUUAAACCUAAAUAUCUCUGUGUACCGCGAAUGUUUUAUGUUCAUGUAGUUACUGUUAAAAAUCUGAGUAAACCACUGAGUAAACCACGAUUG
Athalia rosae (coleseed sawfly) is the source of this 2516-nucleotide messenger RNA. RefSeq lists its product as uncharacterized. NCBI's taxonomy places the organism in Eukaryota, Metazoa, Arthropoda, Insecta, Hymenoptera, Athaliidae. The record is from RefSeq and is a predicted model, not a curated record. The transcript is spliced from 5 exons. The coding region runs from base 713 to 1513 and encodes 266 amino acids. Gene Ontology annotation, molecular function: N-acetyltransferase activity.